AUGUCAGACUGCGACAAGACCGUUGAUCAUCCCACUUCUCUCAACAACGGGGGCGGUCGUAAUAGGCAUGACCCGGCGGAUGAGCAGUCCACUCCACACGCCAAGCAAAGGAAAUGUCAAUGAAUAUGAUAACAGUUAUACCACUGAAGACGACCUCACAGUGUUGGUCCCUCAAGGGUUGUCCUUCAUGUUGAUCUCAAUAACCCCAUAUUGGUGUCUGACGCCGUGACAAUUCAAGGAACUAUUGCAGCCUUGGAUUAUUGUAUUUAAAUUGUGGCAUGGGGACAAAUGCGUAAACAAGGUAAUCCAGCCGGGUUGCAAUAUAGGUGACGAGCCUCAGGUAGGCCAGGGGACCGCAGUCAAGGAAUGUAAAGAAGGUAAAAAAAAAAAAAACUGUUUGCAUUCAUUGACCUCAGUUAGCCUAAAUAGCGGUUGGGACUAGAUGGAGUACAGCUACAACCGGAAUUGACUUUUCGUAGCAGGUUAGGAGAGCAUAUUAGCUAGCCCUAACCUUUGUCAUAGCCUUAUCAUAAUUACCCAAACCUACUACAUGAAUUCUCCUAACCUGCUGCGUAAAUUCUAACCUGGUACGAAAAAGUCACUUCCGGUUGUAGCUGUAUACCACCUAGUCUACUACACCUAAAUAGCCACUUCCUGCAUGUAGCCAGUUUUAUUUGAGGGUAGUACAGUCAAUUCUCCUAGCUAUAAUGAAUGAGAAUGAUCUAAAAUAUUAUUCAAGGAGCAGAUGCCCCACACCUCUAUAACUUUUUUCUGUGAAUGACAUGACAAUUCAAUAAGUGGAAUCAUUGCCAAUGUGUGCCAACCUGCCACGAUGGUGCCAUUGCUGAGUGUAAUUACCAAACACCUGUCUCUUUCUGUUGUCUGUAGGUAAAUGGGAGUGGAUGAGUGACUCACCUUCUCUACUUCCACCAUGAGAGUGCGCUGUCAGCUAUCACUUCCAGUUUGGCUGGGUGGCAGGCUUCACCAGGUCGGCGGUUCUGGGGCGUGCUGGACCACUGGAGCCUGCCCUCCUUCUUCCAGCUACUGAAGUAUCUGGUGGCAGAGGGGAGGGACUUUGCCAUCCUGUGCCAUACCUUUGGCUGA
Coregonus sp. 'balchen' is the source of this 1104-nucleotide messenger RNA. Lineage: Eukaryota; Metazoa; Chordata; Actinopteri; Salmoniformes; Salmonidae. The record is from the annotation of a GenBank genome assembly.